Molecule: messenger RNA, 1311 nt
Organism: Peniophora sp. CBMAI 1063
Lineage: Eukaryota; Fungi; Basidiomycota; Agaricomycetes; Russulales; Peniophoraceae
Source: the annotation of a GenBank genome assembly
AUGAAACCAGAAGAUGUCGAAACGAUCUUCGACUCCCUCUUCAUCUCAUGCAAACCCGGCCUCAACCCAUAUGGCGAUACGAGCGCGCUCGUAGCAUCUCGUCAAUAUCCGAGUAUCCGCUCUUUCCUGCGCAAAUUGGAGAACUUGAAUGCGCCACAACUCGAGGAUUUGCGCAUGGACUUGCAGUGGGAAUCAGAUGUGGCCAAUAUCUUUGUGGAGGUUCCUCGCAAGGUGUUCGGGGGCCAUUCCUUGGAACGGUUACGCAGUGCCCGGCUCAACUACGUCCUUUUGCGAAGUCCACGCACAUUCGUCUGGCCCGCGCUUCGUGAGGCAGAAUUGACAAACUCGCAGGCGUGGGACAGCUCUGCGAGUUUCAUCGCGUUCUUCAGCGGCGUCCCUCUACUUGAGGACUUCAAGUUCACCCGAAACUACGGAGGUACCGGUGGCGGGCUGCCUGCUCUUGACACUACUUCCGUCGAUGGACUGCCGCCAUUACGCUCCAUACCAUUGGUCAAUCUAAAGAGCUUCGUGCUUCACGGACCGUACUACGAUAUUUUCUUCACGUUGGCGCUUCUCGGCAUCCCCUGCACCACAUCAAUAUCGCUCACCCUUACUGGUCGGUGGAUCGCAGAGUUCGCCAAACAGAAGCUACAAAUCAUGCGCGACGCGUUGGCGGUCCAUUUUGCCCUGGCCGCUCAAGCAGAUACAUCGUUCGACUCGGUCACAUUCACAGGACGCGUGAUGUCCGCCAAAAGCCUUGUUUCCUCUUCCACAAGAUCGACGGAUGUUCUACCUUCCACCUUCUCUAUCAGCAUCAUUCCCGACGAAGACAUCCUCUCUGGCAGAGCUGAACUCGAAGCGCUCGACACGCUCGCAUCGCAUCCGGUCUUCACUCGUACACCAAAUCUCACGCUCAAGUUCCCCACCGACGACCAGGACGAUGGUACCCGCACCCACUUCACAAAUUGUCUGAAGCUCGCGGAGAUACGGCACAUCUGCGAGCUGUUCACUUCAUUCAAGACGCUCUCGUUGCAUGGCACAUACCUGUGCGGGUUGUUUUGCCAUAGUAUCCUGCACAAGACAACCAUGACGAGCCUUAGGACGUUGCGUCUCGUUGGCGUAGAGCUGAGUCAGAACUGGGAGGAGCGGAAGAGCUGCGUCAUGAUCGAUUUCAUAUUGAAGGGGAUACGCUCUCUCGGAGAGCGCUUCGAACGACUGGAGCUGGAACGAUGCAUCGUGAGAGAGGCGGAUCUUUGGGAGUUGCGCAAGGGGUUGAGAAGGGGAGGGAUGCUCGUGCUCGUGCCGCAGUAG